Molecule: messenger RNA, 1079 nt
Organism: Mytilus trossulus (common blue mussel)
Lineage: Eukaryota; Metazoa; Mollusca; Bivalvia; Mytilida; Mytilidae
Product: sulfotransferase 1B1-like
Exons: 6
Coding region: 87-1070 (327 amino acids)
Biological process (GO): sulfation
Cellular component (GO): cytoplasm
Molecular function (GO): sulfotransferase activity
Source: RefSeq, a predicted model, not a curated record
AUGUAAAUUUAUUUGUGCAUACAUGUUACACAGGUAAAUGACCUAGUUUGUAAUGCAGUUUGUUUACAAAACUUGAACUUGGGAUAAUGAGCUCAGACAGAAAUGGUGAACUGUUUACUGUUCGGAGGUACCAGUAUAAGAACGGUGACUUCGAAAUCGAUAAUCCAUGUGUGGACAAAAUAGCACUACACCCCUUUAUGACAUUCUGGGGAGACAAUUCACACAUUGCCGAGAGAUUACAAGCGAUUCAGAAUAUGGCAUUAAAAGAAGAUAACAUUUUAAUAGCAGCUUAUCCUAAAUGUGGCACGCACUGGGUUUGGGAGAUUGUGAGCAUGUUAAUAAAAGGAAAAGCCGACUACCAAAGAGAUAUUAAAGAAGAAUUCAUGAUUGAAGGAAAAAUUGACCUGAGUUCAGUUGGCAGCAGUGAAUCAUCGCGGAUACUGAACACUCAUUUUCCAUACAGAUUUUUACCACGAAAGCUGAUUGAAAAUGGCGGAAAAAUUAUCCAUGUUACUCGGAAUCCUAAAGACAUGUAUGUUUCAAUGUACCAUCAUGCUGUCAAUUCGGGACUUUUCGGACCAAAAUGUGAAAACGUCAUAUGGAACCAAUACUUUAACGAUUACGUUUUCGGUGAAGUACAGUUUUAUGGCACAUGGUUUGCUUAUGAGAGGGAAAUGUCAUGGUCGAAGAAAGAAAACAAAAACAUUCUCACUGUACAUUUUGAAAAAUUAAAAUCGGAUCCGUCUACAGAAAUAGGACGGAUAGCAGAUUUCCUUAAUAUUCAUGUGACUGAGAAUUUAGUAAAAGAUAUAGUUAACAAAUGUGAUUUUAAAAACCUAAAAAAGGCGGACAAAGAUGUAAAAACAAUGGGCAAUGAAAUGAAAGUCCUACUAGAGUCUACAACCAAAGAGAAUCCAAGUAUCAAACUUCCGGAAAUUUACAGGAAAGGUGCCGUUGCUGACUGGAAGAAUCAUUUUACAGUGGCGCAGAAUGAAAAGUUUGAUGCAUUGCUUGAGAUAGAGAUGAAAGAUAUUGACUUAGAUGUCUUCUAUGAGAUUAAAAAUACAUAGCAUUUUAAU